UGUUUUUGCAUUGCAGGCUCUCGAUUGAUACUCGAGCGCCUUCAUAGCUUACCUUCUUACCACUAUCAUAAUCGACUAAGCCCAUUUUCAAACGUCCAACACAAAACCAAGCCGCAAUGGAAUGCAUGAGAGAUACCUUUAGGGAGGGUGUGACGCUUGGAGGACGUUAUGAAGCUAUCAACCUCCUUAACCAUGGUUCGUUCGGAAUGGUCUUCCUUGCCAAGGACAUCAUCAGCAACGAGCUCGUCGCUGUCAAGUGUAGCGUGAAGGCAGGCUCCGCGGCUGCUGCCGAGUCCGACCUUUCCGUCGACGAGCUUUCGCAGGAGCCCGCCCUCCACCAACAGCUCGGUAGUCACCCACACAUAGUCAACCUCUUGGAUUCUUUCGAGACUGAAUGCCACAACUUCCUCGUUCUUGAGUUCUGCCCCAAUGGAGAUCUCUACGAGGCCAUUCGUCUCGGACGUGGUCCCUUGGAAACCGAUCACGUCAAGACCUUUAUGCUGCAGCUGGUAUCUGCGGUGGAGCACAUGCACUCUAAGGGUGUAUACCACCGCGAUAUCAAGCCGGAGAAUAUUUUCUUGACUCAGGACGGCCAUGUAAAGCUUGGUGACUUUGGUCUUGCGACCACCGAACAGUGGACUGAGGAGAGUGGUGUGGGCAGCGACCGCUACAUGGCUCCCGAGCAGUACGAUGCCAUAGGAGGCUACUCGCCGGAGCAGGCUGAUGUUUGGGCCAUCGGGAUCUGUUUGCUUAACAUUCUCUUUUCCCGCAACCCCUUCACUACCCCGACGGACAGCGACCCUCUCUUCGCCGACUUCUCCUUCGACAGGGAGGCUCUCUUUGACAUCUUCCCAACCCUGUCGUACGACGCCUACGAGGUCCUUCGUUGCUGCUUGCGCAUGAACCCUAAGGAGCGUUCACUGUCUGACCUUCGUGAGAGCAUUGAGCGUGUUGUCAGCUGGACCACUGAUGACGAGAGUCUUGAUGACUUCCUCACUGACGACAGAGACGUCAUCCCUGCGAGCGUCAACCGCGAGCCCCUUCGCACCCCAUCGAUCCAGACCCCGGCGCUCAACGCGGACGGUGCCUUCUCGUGGGCCGAAGCUCUGCACAAGUCUCCCCAGCCUCGCCAGCUCUCUGCCAUCCCGGAUGAGAACGAGAACACUGUUCGUUACACCGAGGACAUGUUCAAGGACAAGCCCGAUGAGUACGCCCAGAACAUGGGCUACUUUGUCGCUCACCCUGCCUCUUACGACUCUGGUCUCGGUGCUUCGUUCUCGUCGGCCCCUGCGACCACCGAGUUCAAGCUUCGCUCCGAUAAGAUCGACAUCAAGACCCGUCCCUCUCCCAUCGCUACCACUACUACUACUUCCACAUUCGAGGCUAGCGUCGCAGCUGCCUCGAUUGCUUCCAAGUCUUGGUCCGAUUGGGUCAUUGAAGAUGAGGAAGAAGAGGAACGUGAACGCAAGGAGAGGGAGCUGGAGCUCAAGCGUAGAAGCUGGAGCUUCGAGUCCGAUCCGGGUUGCUUUGCCGACGAUGACGAGUACGCCGAGGAGUGGGUCGGGGGCGGUUGGGAAGAUCUCUCGCUUUAAUCCUUCGUGGAUGACGACAGCCUUUUCUUUCUUUCUUUCGGUUAUCUUUUCGGUUGGAUUUCUUUCGCCAUCAACAUGCACGCAUUGUUUCUUUCCAUCUUCAACAUUACGAGAGAUUCGAUCUAGCAUUUGGUCA
Messenger RNA from Tricharina praecox, 1728 nucleotides. RefSeq names its product kinase-like domain-containing protein. Gene Ontology annotation, cellular component: cytoplasm; autophagosome. Lineage: Eukaryota; Fungi; Ascomycota; Pezizomycetes; Pezizales; Pyronemataceae. Bases 117 to 1592 code for a protein of 491 amino acids. Gene Ontology annotation, molecular function: ATP binding; protein serine/threonine kinase activity. The record is from RefSeq and is a predicted model, not a curated record. The transcript has 2 exons. Gene Ontology annotation, biological process: autophagosome organization; peptidyl-serine phosphorylation; protein autophosphorylation.